UUCCCGGCCGCCCGAGGCGGGCUCCGCUCCCGCUGCGGGGACACCCACCUCACGGCGUCCCCGCUCCGCCGGGCCGAGCCCCAAGUAUCGCGGGAGCCGGGCGCUGCCCGCGCCGCCGCAGCCAUUGGGCGGCGCGCCGGAGGAGAAGCGGCGGCGGCGGCGGCUGACGGGCGGCCACCGACCCUGAGCCGCCGAGGCAGCGGCGCCGAACCGAGAGCGAAGCCAGCGCAGCCCCGGCCGCGCCUUGGGGCCGCUGUCCCGCCGCGACGCGCCUCAGCGGCCAUGAGGAGAAGGAGGGCGGCGGCGGCGGGCUCUGCCCCGGGCGGGCGGCGGCGCUGCUGCCGCUGCUGAGCGCGGGGCCGGGGUCGCCGCUGUGGGUGCUCGGCGUCCCGCCGCAGGCACUUAGAAAGUUAUCCAGCAGUUCAAUACUAAGAUAGUGCUUUGGGACCAUGGCCGAAGCAGAACUCCCAACCUUGACAUGGAAUGCAGCUUAUAAUGUGGGAUGCUUGUCUUUGCUUCCAUGUUGGAUUUGAACUGUGGGAGUUUAAUACAUCUCAGCAACUGCUGUCUUUCCUCAGCAUUUGAGCUAGAUACCAAGUAAAGCAAUGAGGAGAUUUGUUUACUGCAAGGUGGUUCUAGCCACUUCUCUCAUGUGGGUGCUUGUGGACGUCUUUUUACUUCUGUACUUCAGUGAAUGUAAUAAAUGUGAUGACAAGAAAGAGAGGUCUCUGCUGCCUGCUCUGAGGGCUGUUAUUUCUCGAAACCAAGAAGGACCUGGAGAGAUGGGAAAGGCUGUGCUCAUUCCAAAGGAUGACCAGGAGAAGAUGAAAGAGCUGUUUAAAAUCAACCAGUUUAAUCUUAUGGCCAGUGACUUGAUUGCCCUGAACCGAAGUUUGCCUGACGUGAGAUUAGACGGUUGCAAGACAAAAGUCUACCCCGACGAACUCCCCAACACAAGCGUAGUUAUUGUGUUUCACAACGAAGCCUGGAGUACUCUGCUUCGGACCGUGUACAGCGUUAUAAAUCGCUCGCCGCACCGCCUGCUUUCGGAAAUCAUCCUGGUGGACGAUGCCAGUGAGAGAGAGUUUCUGAAGGCCUCGUUAGAGAAUUAUGUGAAAAAUCUGGAAGUCUCCAUAAAAAUCAUUCGGAUGGAGCAGAGGUCAGGACUGAUCCGCGCGCGGCUCCGUGGGGCAGCAGCCUCUAAAGGGCAGGUGAUAACGUUCCUGGACGCACACUGCGAGUGCACCCUGGGCUGGCUCGAGCCGCUGCUGGCCAGGAUAAAGGAGGACAGGAAAACUGUUGUCUGCCCAAUCAUUGAUGUGAUCAGCGAUGACACAUUUGAAUACAUGGCUGGAUCUGAUAUGACUUAUGGAGGGUUUAACUGGAAACUUAACUUUCGCUGGUAUCCAGUUCCCCAGAGAGAGAUGGACAGGAGGAAAGGAGACAGGACCUUGCCUGUAAGGACCCCUACUAUGGCUGGUGGCCUAUUUUCUAUUGACAGAAACUACUUUGAAGAGAUAGGAACUUACGAUGCAGGAAUGGAUAUCUGGGGUGGCGAGAAUCUUGAAAUGUCUUUUAGGAUUUGGCAGUGCGGCGGCUCUCUUGAGAUUGUCACCUGCUCCCACGUUGGCCACGUUUUCCGAAAGGCAACACCUUACACCUUCCCCGGUGGCACGGGACACGUCAUCAACAAGAACAACAGGAGACUGGCAGAGGUCUGGAUGGAUGAGUUUAAGGACUUCUUCUAUAUAAUAUCCCCAGGUGUUGUUAAGGUGGAUUAUGGCGAUGUGUCUGUCAGAAAAGCACUAAGAGAAAACCUGAAGUGUAAACCCUUCUCGUGGUACUUGGAAAACAUCUAUCCCGACUCCCAGAUUCCACGGCGUUAUUACUCACUUGGUGAGAUCAGGAACGUUGAAACCAACCAGUGUUUAGACAACAUGGGCCGCAAGGAAAAUGAAAAAGUGGGCAUUUUCAACUGCCAUGGCAUGGGCGGAAAUCAGGUGUUUUCUUACACUGCUGACAAAGAGAUCCGCACGGACGACUUGUGCCUGGACGUCUCGAGGCUGAACGGCCCCGUCAUCAUGCUGAAGUGCCACCACAUGAGGGGGAACCAGCUCUGGGAGUACGACGCCGAGAAGCUCACCCUGAGGCACGUCAACAGCAACCAGUGUCUGGAUGAGCCGUCGGAGGAGGACAAGAUGGUUCCCACCAUGAGGGAGUGCGGCGACAGCCGUUCCCAGCAGUGGCUGCUGCGCAACAUGACCCUGGGUGCCUGAAGUCGGCGCAGACCCGCUGCCUCGGCCGGGAUGUCCUCCUCCUCCUGCCCUCCUCCUUGCUGAGGCCGGCGGUGCCGAAGCCGUCUCCAAAUCCCAGCUGUCAGAGCAAAGUCAUGGGGGGCUUCCCUGGAUGCGGCGGGUCUCCACGUGCCCCUUCGAAACCUGUGCCCGUUCAAAAGAAGCUCAUCUGAGCCUAUAAAUGUCAAAACAUGUGCUGUUACCAACACAAAUGUGCUCAAAAAUGGUUCCAGAGACACCUCUAUGAACCCUGCAUCAAAGAGGCUGGGAUGGAGGGUGUUUUCUGUGUGUCACACACCAUGACAGAGAAGGGACCCGAUAUAAAAUGCCUUAUGACACUAACUGGCACUGGGAACCAUCCUGGCAGGUGUCUCCUGAGCUGGAGGUGUUGGUGCUGGUCUUUCCUCACAACAUGGUGGGGAUAUUUGCUGUUCUCUCGCGUUGAGUGGGACUCGGUGAAGAACCCCACUGAGCAGCAAAGUCGCUGUACAGAGCGAAAGCUUCGUGGUUUGUGCUGGGGAAAAAAAUGCGAUCCGGUGUUUGGAAAAGCAGCCAAACUGAGCAAAGGCUGCACUCAGAAACUGAAAUCAGAUCAAAUGAGGCAACAGCAAAAGACGCGGGAGCAAUGUUAAGGAGAAGGAGUGACGCACGUGGGUAACCCAGAGCAGCGCAGAUUGAAAUGUCCUCUGCAGCGGGAAGAGAAACGGCUGGGGCUCACCCCUGGGGAGCUGCAAGGGGGUUGCAGGUGGAGGUACCAAAAACUGAGACCACUGGAGACUGAGAGUUGGUCUGAACUCCAUCCCUAGCUGCUGCCCUUAAGCAUUAGUAUGUACCUGCAUCCUGUAUAAGACACAGACGAGAGCUUCAUCCGUGGAUCCCCCACGCACAGAGGGUGAAACUGGAUCGACCCUGAGUUCUGGCUCCAGAUGUUCUUGCUUCGAUAGCGAUGACAGAUGCUUAUUUAUAUUUUUAAUAAUUUUGUGGCUUAAUCAUUUUGUCAGCGUGGUUAUUAAAAACGUGCUGAUGGCACGCAGUCGUGUCGGAGGCGUCGCAAGAACUGAUGCCGUGGCGGGGUGUGGGGAAGGGUCCUGUACGUACGGGUGACAUUUCCUAUAUGUGCUGGUGACGUUUCCUUUGGUGACCCCGGCAGCACGGGCUCCCCAAAAUGCAUCUGUUGCGCGACAGGCUGGGCUGGGUUUUCGGCAAUAAUCUGUAACUUCUCAUUGCCUAGGGGGUUCAAGACCUAAAUCACAGGGCGGCAGCCGCAGCAUAAUUUCAGCACGGGUAAGUGGUGAAAUGGUUUCCUAUUAUUUCACUCACAGUUCCUCAAAAGGUCCGUUUAUGCACUAGGUCAUUAAAAAUGACAGUAUUUUCUGUAUAAUGCUCUGGUUGUUAUGGAUUAAUAGUGUCAUAUAUGUACGUAUUAUAAAUUUAUAGAUCAUCCAUAUUUUCUUGGUACACAUCAUUAAAUGAAAAAUAGACAAAUAUUAAAUUGGAAAAGUGAUUGCUCUGCAUGCAUGGGAGCUAGAGCGUCACGGAUUAACGCAGACUGGAAGCUCAUCUAGUCCAGCCUCCCUGCUCAAAGUAGGGUCAAACACUUCCACUUCUUAUCUUCAAAUCACCACAAAAGUACACAACGUGGCUUAAAAGCCAGCAGAACAGGUGAAGGCUGUAAUUCUUCUUCAUAGAAAGAGCAUGCAAACAUCACAAACAAAUUUAAACGCCAAUCUCCACGCAGAAAAAAAUUAAUGUAAUUGUUUCUUCAUCUCCUUUCCAGGGGUCCUUGCCACAUGCACACCCACUCAUGCUGGUAGGCAUCCAGGCACUUGGCUUUUGCAUGUCACUGCAGAAGUAGAUGUUGUGGAAGGUCCUACAGCAGGCAGGAGCAUGAGGAGAGGGCGGCUGGUGGUGCCGUCUCUCCUGGGUGCCUCCAGCGUUACUUACGAAAUACCCCUGGCAGCGAAGGGCGAAGGCUGCCAAGUCCCCUACACCGCCCUGUUCUCAUCCCAAGGUUUUCCUGACGUUGUAGCUGGAGGGUGACGGCAAGGUGCAACCGGUGUGUAACUGUCUAGGCUUGAGGUGCAAUCUCAAAAACAGACGAAGAAAAGAAUAUUUUUCUCCUUAGAAUUACUAGAAAGGUUUUUAGUCUUGUAAAGUGUGUAAUCCCUUGGUUCAGUUAGCGAGCUCGCCGUGUUUGGGUAUGGUCAGUGCCUGCGCUGCCGGGUCCCCGAUGGGGGGGAACAGAAGGGAAGCACCUCUGUGAUGGGUUGUACUUAUUUAGGAGCAAAUACCUGUUUAACUUCAGUCACGGAGAAUAUUUCCAUGGGCUUCGAGGGGCUGGAUCCUGGAUUUACCUCCUCGGUAAGGAUACAGAAGUCCCUGGAGUCCCAUCCCAGAGGAAUUUCACACAAAGCCUCAUUUACGGAGAGCGAGGUGGUGAUGAUGAGGGUGCCUUAAAUGCUGAUAACGGCAUCAGAGACGGUAAACGAUGUGGUUUAGUGAAUGAAUGUAAGUUACUGCGCUUGGGGCCCAGCCCUUCCUCCUGCCACUGAAUUUGAGUGUUGCCUUGGCAAGUGAUGUGGGCUAAAUUAUUUAAAAUAGGUCAUCCGCUUGCCUCUGUUGGUGACUGUCUGAAGUUCAGUGCCCACAAACGGACCACAUCGGUUGGUCUUUGCUUCCCCAUUUAUAAAAUAUCUCAAAAAGGUGUCGGGAGGAUUGACUUCAAUUUGCACAAUAUGUUUAAAAUAUAAAGAAUUCUACAAAUGCUGAAUAUUUAUUGUUUUCACUGGAAAAGUGUUGCUGGUUCUCCUAUUUUUAAAGACUUGCUUUGACAAAAGGAGAGCGAGCUGUAAGGCUGGGUGGCAUCAGCAAACUGAACGUUUUGAAGAGCAAGUUGAACCAUAAACGUUAUAAAAAGCUGUGUUCCUUUUUACCUCCCGGCACCUUCUGGGGAUCCACGGAGGUAAGGGAACCCAGGUACAACCCCAGAACUGAAAUAGGCAUUUGGAUCAAUAGACCUAGAUGGGUUUCUCUGCAGAUGCAUAUUUCCCAGUCACUAGGAGGAUUGAUUUAUUUGUUGCACUCUAAUAUGAAUAGUGCUUUGAAGAAAAGCUGCAAAACUCCAUGUUCUGGUUUUUUUUUUAAUGUGAAAUUGGAGAUCUCAUCUGAUCCCACACCCUUGGGCUGCAUCUCGUGGGGGGUGCUGGGCAGAGCCUCACAGGAGGCGAUUCUCAGAAGGUCAGAGCCAUUAAACAGACCCGAACAAUUUGGGGACAUAAAAAGGGAGUUGAGGAGUGCCGGUGAAUGCCACAGCCCGCCCGUGACAGUUUGCAUUUUUUCAGGUAGCUGAAAGCCUGCCCGCGUCCCCACGGCUAACACAGCUGGUGAGACUACACCAGGUGUAACCUGCUACUAGCGACGAGCUAUUGUAUGACCGACGGUGUUGAAUGAACACCAGCAACGUGUUUUAAUGCUUCUGUGGCUUUCCGUGUCCGUGCUUCUUCUCCAGCGUGUAAUAACAUCCAGCCAGAACCAUCGCUCCGAUAUGUGGCCACCCCCUUUAUCUUAUUUUAUCUCUGCGAGCACGUAUUCAGGACAGCUCGGUAAGCGGUGCCUUGCGAAAAAGGCCACGAUACUCUGAGAUAAUACAAAGUGUAUUUGAAAAACGUUGGGAUUCUGCUCGGUAUUUUCCGAAGCGGGAAAAAAAAAACCUGAGGUGCUGUGGUUUGGAGGACGCGCUUACAAAAGCUCCUGAAUAAGUGCUGGGAACACAGAUUUAAAUUAAAUUUAUAAAAGUAGAUUAUGGAUAAAGAAUUACACAUUUUAAAUGUUGUAACAGUUAUUAAAUGGUAUACUGGUACUCUUUGCUGUACAUUUAAAUAUUUAUACAUUUUUGUAGAAUUAAAAUAUACUGGUUUAGUUUU
This is a messenger RNA of Aquila chrysaetos chrysaetos, 6217 nucleotides long. It is a transcript of the gene GALNT13, whose product is annotated as polypeptide N-acetylgalactosaminyltransferase 13. NCBI's taxonomy places the organism in Eukaryota, Metazoa, Chordata, Aves, Accipitriformes, Accipitridae. Gene Ontology annotation, cellular component: Golgi apparatus. The record is from RefSeq and is a predicted model, not a curated record. Bases 606 to 2276 code for a protein of 556 amino acids. The transcript has 13 exons.